AUGUCAACACCAUGGAAACUUAAUACACACAGUAACUUAGCGACAAGAAAGCCUCGUGGUCCUACUUUAUUAAAAGAUGUUUGGAAACUUUCUCCCGGAAAGACAAUUGAUGUGUCGUUUAAUAGUCGUAACCAAUCUAUUGAGAAAGAGGGCCGAAAGCUUACUAGCUUUCUAGGAAUUGUUGCGAGAACUCUAGAAUUAACACCUCUAAAUAUAGAUGAUUGGAGAAAUUUUGACAACGAGCAAAAGAAGAAAUUGGUGAAUUUUGUAAGGAAGAAGUUCUCUUUUCCAAAAAGUGGAGAAGCGUUUGUCUUAAAGUCACUAGGAAAGAAAUGGAAAGACUACAAGUGUGAAAUUAAAGGUGAGUAUAUGUCAAAAUAUAAGACUAAAGACUCUUUGCUGAAAAAUAGACCAAAUCGCAGACCGAGAGAUCAAUGGAGUGGUCUAGUGUCUUAUUGGCUUUCUGAUAAAGCAAAGAGGCGUACCCAAGCAAAUAGAAACAAUAGGGCCAAUCAAAAGAUGCCUCACACAAGAGGAUCCAAAAGUAUUGCUACAUUGAUGCAUGAGCAGAGUGGGUAUGUACGUGGUUUAGGACUUGGUCCAACUCCUUCAGUUCUAUGGGGUAGUAAAUCUUCCGUAGAAAAUAUUGUUGUAGAAGAUUCAUCUAAUGAGGUUGUACAAAGGUCUCUGCAGCCUCUACCUGUUGUGGGUCUAUCCAAGCCUUCUCCAUAUUCCCCUGUAAUCCAGUUGUCUCAUUCCUUUUCCAAGCCACUGAAGUAA
Solanum stenotomum is the source of this 780-nucleotide messenger RNA. RefSeq lists its product as uncharacterized. Bases 1 to 780 code for a protein of 259 amino acids. NCBI's taxonomy places the organism in Eukaryota, Viridiplantae, Streptophyta, Magnoliopsida, Solanales, Solanaceae. The record is from RefSeq and is a predicted model, not a curated record. The transcript is spliced from 6 exons.